Ilex paraguariensis (yerba mate) is the source of this 738-nucleotide messenger RNA. The record is from the annotation of a GenBank genome assembly. NCBI's taxonomy places the organism in Eukaryota, Viridiplantae, Streptophyta, Magnoliopsida, Aquifoliales, Aquifoliaceae.
AUGCUCGUAAAAAUUAAUCUUCGUCCGGAUGCUAAAGGUUCUUAUGUAGAAGUUCUGGAAAGAUAUGUCAAUCUGGGACCAAUUGUUGACUUCUGUGUGGUUGACCUAGAGAGGCAAGGUCAAGGUCAGGUUGUGACUUGCUCUGGAGCCUACAAAGAUGGUUCUCUGCGCAUAGUUCGAAAUGGAAUUGGAAUUAAUGAACAGGCAUCAGUAGAACUUCAAGGCAUCAAAGGAAUGUGGUCAUUAAGAUCAGCUACUGAUGAUCCAUAUGACACUUUCUUGGUUGUAAGUUUUAUAAGCGAGACUCGGAUUUUGGCGAUGAAUCUUGAGGAUGAGCUGGAAGAAACUGAGAUAGAGGGUUUUUAUUCCCAAGUACAGACAUUGUUCUGCCAUGAUGCUGUAUACAAUCAACUUGUACAGGUUACGUCAGGCUCUGUGAGACUAGUCAGUUCUAUGUCGAGAGAACUACGACAUGAAUGGACAGCUCCACAAGGAUAUUCAAUCAAUGUUGCCACUGCUAAUGCUACCCAGCAUUGCUUGAAGAGGAGUUCUGAUACUAAUAAUCCUUUAUCUUUGUCAAUGUUGGUUGGGGAGGUUCACUGUUAUUGGGGUGAUGGAAUAUUAGUUCCAAGUGCAAAGUUCAUGGUUAAUGGGUUGCAUCAUCAUUUAGGUAUAGAAUUGUCUUUGGAUACAUCACCAUUUAUCUUCUCCCCUUAUGAGAAUGCUUUGACUGUUUGA